Messenger RNA from Linum trigynum, 345 nucleotides. The record is from the annotation of a GenBank genome assembly. Lineage: Eukaryota; Viridiplantae; Streptophyta; Magnoliopsida; Malpighiales; Linaceae.
AUGCCACCUCGAGGGCAGAACAACCCGCAACGGAACGCCCUCCGUGCAAGGAUCUUGCUCAUAAAACGUCACCCUGAAGGCAGUGCGAGUCCGACCAAAACGCAUCCUGGGGCAUGGGUUGUUCAUAAUAUGCCACCACGAGGGCAUUACAACCCGCCCACGAAACGCCCUCAAGAUCAAGGCUCUCGCUCAUAUAACGUCACCCCCAAGGCCAAGCGAGUCCGACUAAAAAUCAUCUCGGGGCAUGGGUUGUUCAUAACACGCCACCCCGAAGGCAAAACAACCCACCCGCGGAACGCACUCUGGGGCAAGGAUCUCGCUCAUAAAAUGCCACCCCGAAGGUAG